This is a messenger RNA of Closterium sp. NIES-65, 756 nucleotides long. NCBI's taxonomy places the organism in Eukaryota, Viridiplantae, Streptophyta, Zygnematophyceae, Desmidiales, Closteriaceae. The record is from the annotation of a GenBank genome assembly.
AUGCCAAGGCCUCUUCCAGUCUCACAGCUGCUUCUUCCCCUGGUGCUGCAGGUGAUCCAUGAUGCGACUACUUUUUCUAGCCUCAAUGCUACCACUUCCGCUGCUGUGGCUGAUGCUGGUGUGAGCACUGCUGCUCGUGCUGCUGGUGGUUAUCCUACCUUUGCUGCCUCAGGUGGUGCAUUUGCUACUUUGCUCCUCGGUGCUGCUGUUGCCAGGGCUUCACCACUCAAGCCCCCAGCUCCCUUUCCCUUCAAAUGGUCUAGCAAAGCAAUAGACCUACAAGGAAGAACAAGCAGAGUGGAAACUGCUUCUUCCGGUGCUACUGUCUCCUCUGCUUUGGCUAUUGCAGCAGCAACUGCUUCUACGUGUGUCAGCUGGAAAUUUUACUUGGUGGAGGUGGUGGUGGAGGUGGAGGAGGAGGAGGAGGAGGAGGAGGAGGAGGAGGAGGAGGAGGAGGAGGAGGAGGAGGAGGAGGAGGAGGAGGAGGAGGAGGAGGAGGAGGAGGAGGAGGAGGAGGAGGAGGAGGAGGAGGAGGAGGAGGAGGAGGAGGAGGAGGAGGAGGAGGAGGAGGAGGAGGAAGAAGAAGAAGAAGAAGAAGAAGAAGAAGAAGAAGAAGAAGAAGAAGAAGAAGAAGAAGAAGAAGAAGAAGAAGAAGAAGAAGAAGAAGAAGAAGAAGAAGAAGAAGAAGAAGAAGAAGAAGAAGAAGAAGAAGAAGAAGAAGAAGAAGAAGAAGAAGAAGAAGAAGAAAGGGGGUAG